This is a messenger RNA of Penicillium cataractarum, 954 nucleotides long. Its product is annotated as alpha/beta fold hydrolase. The transcript has a single exon. The record is from RefSeq and is a predicted model, not a curated record. The coding region runs from base 1 to 954 and encodes 317 amino acids. Lineage: Eukaryota; Fungi; Ascomycota; Eurotiomycetes; Eurotiales; Aspergillaceae.
AUGCAACCAAUUUCUAAAGUUGACUGGGACACAGGUGAUAAGGAUGGGCUUGUCACUGUCGGUUCCCAUAACCUCUAUCUGUCCGUUUCGGGGCCAGAUCGCAAGCCUGGGCAGCCUAUCGUCGUUCUCAUGCAAGGCAUUGGCAGUACUGCCGAUGAGUGGAUUGCAGUGCGAAAGCUUGUAGUUCCAUUUGCUCGUUGGUUGAACUAUGAUCGUUCAGGGAUGGGUAGGAGUGAAGGUCCUAACCAAACACCACCCAGCAUAUCUGCAGCAUCAGUCGCAGCAGAGCUUGAUACCCUUCUAAGGAACGCUAGUAUUGAGCCUCCGUUUAUCAUUGUCGCUCACUCAUGGGGAGGCUACACUUCUCGCGAAUUUCUGGAACUUAGGCCCAAUGAUGUCGUGGGCAUGGUGUUCGUGGAUUGCAAUACUGAAGGUUUAUUUGACAGUGGCGCAUGGGGUUGGGACGUUUUCGCUUCAGUCCUCGGUGACCAAGACUAUGUUGAAACCACCGGUCUUGCAACGUCCCAUGUCCUAUCCAAGGAAGAGUGGAAAGCCGUCAGAGACCAGCAGGCUAAUCCCCGACAUCGACCUACCGAGGCUGCUGAGUUGCAGGCGGUGCCGAAUAACAGACGGACAUUAGCCCACAAGAAUCAACUUGAAAGGCUACUUCUCAAGGAUUAUCCGGUCAGUGUUAUCAUUGCGGAUACACCUAAGGAUUUCCAGAAAAUGUAUGACUUUGGAGUGGCCGCAGGCAAUGGAACAGAACAAGAACGAGCUCUGUUUCGAAAAUGUCUCGAUAGAUGGCGCGAUAUGAAUGAGGACUGGCAGAGAGACCUUUUGAGGCUUUCUCGUCUCAGCAGAUCUGUUCGUCUGCAUUGCAGUCACAAUGUGCAGCUGUUACAACCACAGAGCAUAGUUCAAGAAAUACAGUGGACCAUGGACAGCUGCAGAUAA